Fonticula alba is the source of this 2997-nucleotide messenger RNA. RefSeq names its product oxoglutarate dehydrogenase (succinyl-transferring), E1 component. Lineage: Eukaryota; Rotosphaerida; Fonticulaceae. The transcript has 3 exons. Gene Ontology annotation, biological process: tricarboxylic acid cycle. Bases 1 to 2904 code for a protein of 967 amino acids. Gene Ontology annotation, molecular function: thiamine pyrophosphate binding; oxoglutarate dehydrogenase (succinyl-transferring) activity. The record is from RefSeq and is a predicted model, not a curated record.
AUGGGCCGGGGGCGCCCUCGACGAACGGGGGGGGGGCGCGGCAACGCAGGGACCCCCCCGCCACUGCCGCCGCCGCCGCCGCCGCCGCCGCCGCCGCUGCCGCCCUUUAAGACCCGCAGGCCCUCCCCCACCGCCCUGGCCAACCGCAACAAGUACGCCAACGCCCUGCGCCUGGUCGAGGCCUACCGCACCCACGGGCAUGUCCUGUCCUCCCUGAACCCCCUGGCCCCGGCGGCCGCCGGGCAGAAGCAGGACUCGCAGGCGGUGGAGACCCGGCGCCUGCUCAACCCGGCCCUCUACGGCCUGACCCUGGAGGACACCAUCUCCACCGAGGGCAUUGUGGCCGACCUGCCGGCCGAGGUGACCGUCGCCGAGCUGAUCGCCACCCUGGACCGCACCUACUCCGCCUCCAUUGGGUACGAGUUCACCUACCUGCCGACCGAGGCCGAGCGCGAGUGGUUCGCCUCGGCGGUGGAGCGCCUGGCCGCCGCCCCGGCCACCGAUGCCGCCACCAGCAUGCGCAUGUGGGAGCGCAUGAUGCGCUCCGAGGUCUUCGAUCAGUUCAUGACCAAGCGCUUUGCCCAGGUCAAGCGCUACGGCUGCGAGGGCAUCGAGUCCAUGCAUGUCGGCCUGGAGGCCAUCUUCGAGGCGGCCAACCGCGCCGGCGUCUCGGACAUCGUCCUCGGCAUGCCCCAUCGCGGGCGCCUCAACCUCCUGACCGAUCUGAUGGGCCUCCCGGCCGAGGCCCUCUUCCACAAGCUGGCCACCGGCGAGAGCGAGCUGCCCCCGGAUGCCAUUGCCUCCGGCGAUGUGCUGUCUCACAUUGCCGCCUCCGUGGACCUGGCCUUCGGUGGCGAGGGCUCCCCGGCCACUCACAUUUCCAUGCUGCACAACCCGUCGCACCUGGAGGCCGUCAACCCGGUGACCACCGGCAAGGCCCGUGCCAAGCUCACCAUGAAGGAGGCCUUCACCCCGGGGGUGACCUCCGCCCAGCCGGACCUGUCGGUGCUGGCCCUGCAGGUGCACGGCGAUUCGGCCUUCGCCGGGCAGGGCGUCGUCCCGGAGACCCUGCUCCUGGCCAACAUUCCCCACUACACCACCUACGGGUCGGUGCAUGUGGUGGUCAACAACCAGGUGGGCUUCACCACGCAGAACCGCAAUGCCCGGUCCACUCGCUACGCCUCGGAUGUGGCCAAGUCCAUCAGCGCCCCGGUCAUCCACGUGAAUGCCGAGGACCCGGAGGCCGUUCGCGCCGUAUUCACCCUGGCCACCGAGUACCGCCAGACCUUCGGCCGUGAUGUGGUCCUGGAUCUGAUUGGCUUCCGCCGCUGGGGCCACAAUGAGCUCGAUGAGCCGGCCUUCACCCAGCCGCUCAUGUAUGCCGAUGUGCGCGCUCGCGAGUCGGUCGUCACCAAGUACGAGCGUGAUGUCAUCCUGGCCAAGGGCCACGCCUCGGCCGAGGAGCUCCAGCAGCGCCGCGCCGCCUAUGAGGCCGUCCUGGAUGCCGCGCUCGAUCGCUGCCGGUCGUAUGUCCCCCCGAAGGAGGAUCUGGCCGGUCGCUGGACCGGCAUCGAGCGCUCGCCCGCCUGCCGCAGCCACGAGACCGCCCCGGUUACCGGGGUGCCGAUGGAGCGCCUCCUGGCCGCCGGCCGGGCUUCGGUCACCGUGCCGGACACCGUGCAGCCGCAUGAUCGCCUGGUGCGCACGCACCUGCGCAACCGCCUCCGCCGCCUGGAUGCCGGGGAGCCGGUUGACUGGGCCACCGCCGAGGCCAUGGCCUUCGGCACCCUGCUGGCCGAUGGCCAGGUUGUCCGUCUGUCCGGCCAGGAUGUCGGCCGUGGCACCUUCAGCCAUCGCCAUGCCAUGCUCGUGGACCAGACCUCCGAUGAGGUCCAUGUUCCGCUCAACUCGGCCCUCCUCCCGGCCCUGGAGGAGGCCGGUGUGGCCGGGCCGGCCCCGGUCGGCCGCAUCGAGCUGGCCAACAGCCCGCUGUCGGAGCUGGCCGUCCUCGGCUUCGAGUAUGGCCACUCGCUUGACACUCCCAACACCCUGACCCUGUGGGAGGCCCAGUUCGGUGACUUCUGGAACACCGCCCAGGUCAUGGUCGACACCUUCACCACCUGCAGCGAGACCAAGUGGCUGCGCCAGUCCAGCCUGACCAUGCUCCUGCCGCAUGGCUACGAUGGCACCGGCCCGGAGCACUCGAGCUCUCGCAUCGAGCGCUUCCUCCAGCUGUCGGAUGAGCCCUUCGCCAAGCUUGACGGCAACAUGCCCCUGCCGAACGUCAUCAUCGCCAACCCCACCACCCCGGCCCAGUACUUCCACAUCCUGCGUCGCCAGCAGGCCCGCUCUUUCCGCAAGCCCCUGGUCCUGGCCACCCCGAAGACCCUGCUCCGCCUGCCGGCCGCCGUCUCCCCUCUGGAGGAUCUGACCCCGGCCUCCGGCGGCUUCAAGCCGGUCCUGGCCGACCCGGCCUUCGCGGACGGUCGCGCCUACUCGGCCGAGCGCGUGCUCCUUUGCUCCGGCAAGCUGUACUACGAGCUGGUUGCCGAGCGCGCCCGCCGUGGCCUCGACGACAAGGUGGCCAUCGUCCGGGUGGAGGAGCUGUCGCCCUUCCCGUUCGAUGCCCUGCGCGAGACCCUCGACCAGUACUCCAACGCGGUCAACUGCUCCAACAACCUGGUUUGGGUCCAGGAGGAGCACCAGAACCAGGGCCCGUGGACCUACGUCCAGCCUCGCAUUAACAGCCUGUACGCCUCGGAGGAUGUCAUGUACGCGGGCUCCGGCGAGCCGGCCGGCAUUCGCUACGUCGGUCGGGCCCCGCUCGGCUGCCCGGCCACCGGCAUCUCCAAGGUCCACCAGGCCGAGGUGGCCAAGAUCUACGAGGAUGCCUUCACGGCCUAAGGAGGAGAGCCGCGCGCGUCUCCGGUCUUCCGCUCGGGUGAAAAUCGCCGACCGGUGUCCCGGCCAUGAUGCUGCUGCUGUUGCUGCUGCUGC